AUGACCGACGUGGAAGUGAAAUCAGAGGUUACGUUUGUUCCCAUGCUUCGAUAGGUGUAGGCCACCUAGUUGCGCACCCAACUGGCCUAAAUACCGAUUUUUCAGAAUGGAGGCGGAGACAGUGUGCUCGAGCCGGAGAAUCUUCGGAAAAUUUUUGUCGGAGGACUUACGUCAAACACCACCGACGAGAUGAUGCGCGAGUUCUACUCGCAGUUCGGAAGUAUCACCGAUAUAAUCGUCAUGAGAGAUCCGACUACCAAAAGAUCCCGAGGAUUCGGAUUUGUUACCUUCACCGCUAAGACAGAAGUCGACGAAGCCAUGAAGCAACGUCCGCAUGUCAUCGACGGAAAGACUGUUGAUCCAAAACGUGCCGUUCCACGUGACGACAAAAAUCGUUCCGAGUCGAACGUUUCGACAAAGCGUCUCUACGUUAGCGGUGUUCGUGAGGAUCACACAGAGGACAUGCUUACCGACUAUUUCUCGAAAUUUGGAACCGUUACUAAAUCUGAAAUUAUUCUCGAUAAGGUUACUGCGAAGCCACGAGGAUUCGGUUUUGUCACAUUUGACGAUCAUGACUCUGUUGAUCAGUGUGUGCUUCAAAAGUCGCAUAUGGUUGGUGGGCAUCGCUGCGAUGUUCGAAAAGGACUGAGCAAGGACGAGAUGAGCAAAGCUCAAAUGAAUCGUGAUCGUGAAACUCGCGGUGGAAGAACUCGUGAUGGACAGCGCGGAGGAUACAACGGCGGUGGUGGCGGAUGGGGCGGACCAGCUCAACGCGGAGGAGGACCAGGAUGGGGUGGUCCAGGAGGAGGCGGCCAAGGUGGAUACGGAGGAGGUAAUUAUAAAAAAAAGAAUGACAUCUCAACUGAAAUAAUUUGAGUUUCAGAAUACGGAGGCUGGGGACAACAAGGUGGAGGCAGCGGCUGGGGAGCCCCUCAGCAGCAACAAGGAGGGUGGGGUGGACCUCAGCAAGGUGGCUGGGGAGGACCACAACAAGGAGGCUGGGGAGGUCAGCAGCAAGGCGGAUGGGGAGGACAACAGCAGCAGCAACCGCAACAAGGAGGAUGGGGCGCUCAACAAUCUGGUGCUCAGCAAUGGGCUCACGCUCAAGGAGGAAACCGAAACUAUUAA
Messenger RNA from Caenorhabditis sp. 36 PRJEB53466, 1128 nucleotides. Lineage: Eukaryota; Metazoa; Nematoda; Chromadorea; Rhabditida; Rhabditidae. The record is from the annotation of a GenBank genome assembly.